ACCACCCUUUGCGACCAUCUUCCAGACUGGUUACUUUAGAAUCUAGUCGGAGAUAUCGAUUGCCCCGCCUUGCUCGGGAGGGUCAUUGACUUCCGGACCACAAAUGGGAACGCCCUUUGGGGGGGUCGCUGUCGCCAACUUAUUGGCUGUCCUGCCAGCGAGACUGGCGGUGAUUGGAUCACCUGGAAGGAGGAAACUCCGGCCUUGGCCUCGGCGCGACAGAGACGCUGCUGUGCUGGGAAUGGGUGGUCAGGACCUGCGGGCCGAGCUGGACUUGCUGCUCCUGCAGCUGCUUGGGGAUCUGGAGGAGCUAGAGACGAAGCGGGUGGUGUUGAACGCCAGGGUGGAGGAGGGCUGGCUCUCGCUCGCCAAGGCUCGCUACGCCAUGGGCACCAAGUCGGUGGGGCCCCUGCAGUAUGCCUACCGCAUGGAGCCUCGGGUCUGCGUGCAAGCCAGCGAGGACCAGGAUGGACUCCAAACAUUCAGGGUGGUGAGAGCUGACGCCAAGACUCCCGAGGAGGUGGGGCCUCAAGAGGCAGCUCUGCACAGGCGAAAGGGCCCCACCAAGACUCCAGAGCCAGAGCUCUCUGUCCCACAGGACCCCCUAAAUUGGUUUGGAAUCCUGGUUCCUCACAGUCUGCGGCAGGCCCAAGCCAGCUUUCAGGAUGGCCUUCAGCUAGCUGCAGAUAUAGCCAACCUCCAGACGCGCAUUAACUGGGGUCAAAGCCAGUUCCAGGGGCUACAGGAGAAACUCAAGCAGCUGAAGACUGGUGCUGCCUGACCUGUGUCCAUAGAGGCAGAUGUUGAGCACUGCUCUCCUGGAUGUGGCUGUCUUAUCUCAGGCUCAGGCCUUCUUGCUUCACAGAUAGCCUCUCCUCCUACCUCUUGUCCCAGCUAAUGCCCCCUCUUAAAAUGUUUCCCACUGCAUGUUUUUAACUUUGUAAGGUGCAAAGUUUGAAAAGGCAAAGUAAGUAAUGUUGAAAGCCACAUCUAGGCCCAACUUUUCAUAGGACCCACCCCUUAGAGAGAGCAGGUAAAGGGCUGUACGUGUAUAUCAACCGUUGAACAGCCUCAGAUCAGUCAGCUGUGAUAUUGUUCCCAGAUAAUGAAACACUGUGAACAGUGGCAGAAAAGGACAAGAGGGAAUGCUUGUCCAGAUCAUCAGCCCUAACAUGGAUGGAAAAAAGGACCGUGCGUAACUGACAUAUCCAGACAGUAUAAUGUCACUCAUUAAAAAUAUAGCUACUGGAUGUAAUGAUGGACACAAGUAGCCCCAGCUACUUGGAAAGCUAAGUUAGGAAAAUCACUUGAGAGCUCCACUGAAGAAUCAUUCUGGAUAACAUAGUGAGAUCCCUCAUCAAAACAGUAACAGGAAGAACAAAACAAAAAUCAGCUGAAAGUUGGGCAAUCCUUAAUAAUGUCUAAAGAAGGAAAUAAACAUCUGACUUAGAUUUUCAAGGGAACUCUGAGAAGAGACCCUGCAAGUUUAUAAAACCUUUAUCUUUUCUGGAGUUUAUCUUUCUGUCUUCCUUUAUUGAACAGCCAGUGUGCUUCCUGCUCUAGGAAUUGUGUUUUUGCCUGACUUUUCUGCUGCAUUAUUACCUUUGUAGCAGUUUCUGGCAGAUCUUUGUUCUGUGGGUGGUACUGUAAUCCCUUUUGUUUAUAAUAAGAUGUAAAUAGUUUCUCCAGAUUGUUUUUUACCUUUGUUUUUAGUGUUUAAAAAUUUUCUACAUUGCAAAAUAAAACAGGAAAGCUUGUGUUUUCAAAUCA
Messenger RNA from Chinchilla lanigera (long-tailed chinchilla), 1770 nucleotides. It is a transcript of the gene Vma22, whose product is annotated as coiled-coil domain containing 115. Lineage: Eukaryota; Metazoa; Chordata; Mammalia; Rodentia; Chinchillidae. The transcript is spliced from 5 exons. The record is from RefSeq and is a predicted model, not a curated record. Gene Ontology annotation, cellular component: extrinsic component of endoplasmic reticulum membrane. The coding region runs from base 104 to 781 and encodes 225 amino acids. Gene Ontology annotation, biological process: vacuolar proton-transporting V-type ATPase complex assembly.